UGGAAGUCACGUGUAUCAGACAGAUUCUUCAUAUUUUACGGAGUAAAUCUAAUGUAAGAAAGGAAUAUAUCCUCGCAUUUUUUCUUCUUAAAGCUUAAGUUUUAUGACAUGACCAAUUCAUACAAAUUUUGAGCAUAACUGGACUUCUGAUAACGAAAAACUUGGGAAACUUCAGUUAAGUUUCGGAAAACUUUUCUAGUCACGACCUUUUUCUCCUAGACAUGGCACAUAACGUACGCAAAACAAUUCUUGGGGCAGUGAACAGAAAUUUACAAAAAAAUUGGCCUCAAGUUACAUCGACAAGAAAGCUUUUGCUAUCUCAAGGACAUAAUGACCCACAGACAAGCAAUCUCAAUGAACGGAAUCCCAGCAGUGAGAGUUCUCAAAAGAUUUAUGAACUAAGGACUUAUCAAAUGAGAUGGUCGGAUUUUAAGCAGUUUCUAAAGUAUGUAGAAGAAUACUUUCCCGUACGUUUGAAGCAUUCCAAACUUCUCGGAUUUUGGAGCACCGAGCUUGGAGCUUUGAAUGAAGUAGUUCACAUUUGGGAAUAUGAUAACCACGACCAUCGAGCUAUAGUUCGCAAAGCCAUCGCUAAUGACGCUGUAUGGCAAAAUGAUUUCAUCAGUAAGAUUUCUCCGAUGUGUGUAAUUCAAACAAAUGCAACUAUGAAGCUUUUGCCUUGGAGUUCAAUCAAUGUGCCCAGAAAAGCUGGUGUUUAUGAACUCCAAAUCUACAACAUGAACACUCAUAGUGACAAAUGGGACUCAAAGCUGAAAGCAAUGAUGAUGUUGAGUAAGUCAAGUAAAAGAAAUUCUAACUCUGUGCUGGUGGCUUGUUUUAAAUCAGUCUAUGGACCACUUAAUACAGUUUAUGCAUUGUGGCAGCAUGAAAGCUUUGACAACUACAUCUAUGGUAGUUUGCAAUCGCUGUGUGAGGCCGACAAAUCUUUGUUACAUAAUUUUCAUCAAGAUGUUUUGAGUGGAUACUGCAAGGGUCUUGUGCCGCACAAAGUAUCUCCCUUACAGUAGUCAACUUGUUGACUUAAAGGAAAGAAAUGGAGCAAUUCUAAUGAGACGAUCUUGUAAACGUAAAAUUUAUGAUGGAUAUUUUAUGACUUUUAUAGCUUGUAUUGAAAUCAAGCUUUCUUUGUAACAUUCAUUAGACGUGUAUCAAAAUGCUGUUUUAGAAGCCAGCCGAUUGUAUUUCUAAGAUAUUUGCUGUUUUUAUUUCAACUGGUAUCGCUUGUGUUCGAAACUCGACCUAUGGUGUCCUUCUGUUUCUUUGUAUUUCAACCCCCAACC
Molecule: messenger RNA, 1301 nt
Organism: Uloborus diversus
Lineage: Eukaryota; Metazoa; Arthropoda; Arachnida; Araneae; Uloboridae
Product: protein NipSnap homolog 3A-like
Exons: 6
Coding region: 222-1028 (268 amino acids)
Cellular component (GO): mitochondrion
Source: RefSeq, a predicted model, not a curated record